Molecule: messenger RNA, 567 nt
Organism: Rotaria sp. Silwood1
Lineage: Eukaryota; Metazoa; Rotifera; Eurotatoria; Philodinida; Philodinidae
Source: the annotation of a GenBank genome assembly
AUGCUGAAUGAAUCAUUAGAGAACAAUGUUAGUCAACAAACAACAUAUUCAUUGAACAGUUCCAUUGAAAUCAGAUUCGAUGUAAAUAAUGAAAAAGAAAUUAAUAAUGAAUGUUUACGUGUUCAUGAAAACUUACAUCUCAAUGAAACGAAUAAUAACAAUACUGCUGGUGAUGAUACACUUUCAUCAUCAAUAUCUUAUCAACAACAUUCACAAUCAUCAAUAAUAAUCAAUGCUUCACCUGAUAAUCGUUCAAACACAUCUGAAAGCCAUAUAUCUACUAGUAUUCAAUCAAAUAGGUCCAUCAUCAGUUCAGAUUUUGACGAUUUUGUUAUAGAACUUCCAACAUCAUGCGAAUUCAAACUUCAGCCUGUUGAUCGUGUUAAAUUAUUGAAAAUACGCACUGAGAAAAUCAAUAAACGUCGAGCUCGACUCUUUGAAAAAAUGGGUGUAACUUUAGAAGAAAAAACAAUUCGUCCUAAAAAAAUCUUUUUAUCAAAACAAAAUAGACCAAUGAAUAAAAUGAUUGACAAUAGUUCUCAUGAUACAGGUAUUUAUUUGACUUGA